Molecule: messenger RNA, 966 nt
Organism: Cuscuta campestris
Lineage: Eukaryota; Viridiplantae; Streptophyta; Magnoliopsida; Solanales; Convolvulaceae
Source: the annotation of a GenBank genome assembly
CUUGCCACUUCCAAAUAGGUUCAGAUAGAAAGCGAACUACGGAAAAGUGCCCAACUCUCAGUCUCAAACCCAAGCAGUAGCACGAACGCACGGAAGUCGCCGAGAGAGAGGCCAGAAGGAAGUUGCGGAGAGAGAGACGCCGUCGCCCGCCUGCACGCUCCACUGCUGCUGCCCGCCUGUCACCGAGAGAGAGACGCCGCUGCCCGCCAGACGCCACCUCGUCGGAAAUUCUCCAGCCUCCAGGUCCUGGAGUCCAGGUACGGAGAUGACUUCAAUCAAAGAUGGAAGUGAUCUAAGUACUCAACCAACUCAAAAUUUUGAGGAAACUACUCCUGUAGAAAAUCAAAAUGAAGAAAUUGAAGAAGAUGGUUCGAAGAAGAAAUCAUUUGUGUGGGAACAUUUCAAAUAUGAGAAGAAUAUCACAAAAGCAGAAUGUCCAUAUUGCAAGAACAUGAUCAGGUGUGAUUCUAAAAAAAUUGGAACCAGUGGUUUAGGAAAACACUUAAAGUUUUACUGUCGCAAGUCUCCCUGUUACAAGCAAGCAGACAGUAAACAAAGGACUUUAAAUUUUUCUCCGUCUCAACCACCCAUUGGAAAGGGUAACACGUUUAACCAUGAUGCUUGUAGAAUGGCAUUGGCUAGGAUGUGUAUCAAAGACAACAGGCCUUUUAGUAUUGUGGAGGAUGAGGGCUUUGUGGAGUAUUCAUCGACAUUGAAUCCAAAGUUUAAACUUCCUAGUCGAUGGACGGUUGCUAGAUAUUGUUUGAAUAUAUACAAAGAAGAGUCCAAAGUCGUCAAAAGUAUGCUUGUUCAAGGACUCUGCUGCAUGUAGGGGUGAUUGCUUCUACCUUCUGUAAUGCUGAAGAAAAGAAACUUGUCACCACAAUGUUUUUGUGGGGCCUUAAUAAUGUAACAGAACAUUUCCUUUGGCUAGUUCUCCUCUACAAUGCUUAUUUUUGCCUUUUU